Molecule: messenger RNA, 1447 nt
Organism: Pezoporus flaviventris
Lineage: Eukaryota; Metazoa; Chordata; Aves; Psittaciformes; Psittacidae
Gene: PTCD2
Product: pentatricopeptide repeat domain 2
Exons: 8
Coding region: 398-1258 (286 amino acids)
Biological process (GO): multicellular organism development; regulation of mRNA processing; mitochondrion organization
Cellular component (GO): mitochondrion
Molecular function (GO): protein binding; RNA binding
Source: RefSeq, a predicted model, not a curated record
UUUCCUAUUGUAUGCAGAAUGAACAGUGCCACAUAGAAGCAUCAUAGAAUCACAGAAUAGCUAGGUUUGGAAAGGACCUUAAGAUCAUCUAGUUCCACCCCCCCUGCCAUGGGCAAGGACACCACACACUAAACCAUGUUACCUAAGGCUCUGUCCAGCCUGGCCUUGAACACUGCCAGGUGUAAUGGUGUGUUCAGUGGCGUUUUCCAGCCAAGCCAUCCCUUGUUAUGAACUGGUCUGGAUGCAGUAGUGGCAGGUUUUGUGAAUUAAAGCCUUCCCAACAAUUGCAGUGUAGGAGUUACAAAGAAAAAGAUGAAACACUUUAUUUUUAUCAUUUUAAUUGGGGUUCUCUUAAUGUAGGAGAGAAAAAGUUAUUUGAACAGGUACUGCUGCUAAAAUGGAAUGCUGCCACUUCCUGUGCUAUUGCUGUAGGGAUAGAGGGUACCAUGAGCAGAAUGGAAUCACAUCCUUACAUAAUUUUAAAUUUGGGCCACUCUUUAUGAGGCUAUGUUAUGAGCUAGAUCUUGAACGACCUGCAGUAGAACUUAUCAAAGAUCAGAAUUUGCAUGGUUUUUUCUCGGAGAGUACAUCAUUCCAUAUUUUGAUGACAAUGUUAUUUAAAAAGGGCCAUUUUGAAAGUGCUUUGGAAGUUCUGGUUGAAAUGAAAAAACAAAGUAUACCUUUCAGCAAAGAAACCUAUCUAAUUGCAUUUGCAAUAUGCUACAAACUGGACAACCUGGAAUCUUGCAAAAUCUGUGAGAAACUGCUUGAAGAAGCACAGCUAAAAGGUGACGCAUUACCACUGCGAGCAUACUGCUUUGCUGUGGCAACUGCUCUGAAGCAGAAUGAUGUUUCACAAGCCAAAUUUUAUUGUUCCCGGAUAUUGAAAAGAGAGAGCAGACUAUACAAUAAUCUUAAAGUUCUUGUCCAGCUCAGAUCUGGUUUGCUAGAAGAAGUAAUAAGGACAUUAGAGGCAGCAGUGAAAGUUCAUACUCCUCCCUUUGUGAAAAAAAUUGAGUUUUCUGAGCAGGUGCUGGCUGCAGUCAGGGAAAAGAUGGAAGAAAAUGCCUACCUUUCUGCCAAAUUAAGAGAUAUUCAUAUGAAACUACAAGCUUCAGGACAGAUAACCAUGUGCACCCUAGAAGACAUGCUUUUCCAGAUUCCUAGUUCAAAGAAGAUCCCUGCAAAGCUUUUCAGUCAGAAGCUAUUGGGCUAUCAAGCUGCUAAACCACUUUGGUUGAAUCUAUUAUUGGAAUAGUUGAAUAUAUGAUGGCACACUGAACUGCUGUUAGCAUCUCUUAGAAGCCACAUUCAAGUGAAAUGUCUUCUCCUCUCCUCCAGAAUGAGCAAUUGUUUGUUUGUCUGAAACUGCACAUCAUGUGUAAAAUACACAUCAUGUAGCUUUCACAUUUCAAUUUUGAUGAUAAAAACAAGCCAUGACAAUGUA